Messenger RNA from Alosa sapidissima (American shad), 1680 nucleotides. Its product is annotated as receptor-transporting protein 3-like. The record is from RefSeq and is a predicted model, not a curated record. Gene Ontology annotation, biological process: protein insertion into membrane; protein targeting to membrane. Lineage: Eukaryota; Metazoa; Chordata; Actinopteri; Clupeiformes; Clupeidae. Gene Ontology annotation, molecular function: olfactory receptor binding. The transcript has 2 exons. The coding region runs from base 120 to 617 and encodes 165 amino acids.
UACUGCCCCAGCGUGGCCACACUGCCUGACCUCUGCUCAGAUAGAGAGCUAAUAAAGCCUCUAUGUGACAGAUAUAUAGGGCUGGGAACGUCUUACUCGAAAGACAACUAAAAGAAAGGAUGUCCUUUCAGGACUGGGAGAUUACUUUUGAGGAGAGGACUGAAGAACUUGUGGAAGAUUAUGGAGACAGCUGGCGGUUAAAGUUUGACGACAACAUCGAGCCAGACAACCCAGCCCAGGACUGGUUUCAGUAUAUCCGGGGAGCUUUUGCAAGGUUCCAAUGCUCCAAGUGUAAAAAGACUUGGCCCUCCAGAAGGGUGCUGGUUGUGUUUCACUUUCGCCUGGAUGGAAGGAAAAGGAAGGGGACAGUCGAAGCACGUCGCUUCCGACAGGAGUGCCGAAGGUGCCAGGAAGCCAAGAUGGAGGAGCCCCAGUUCGACUCGGACAACAUUGAGGUGCUGCUGGAGAAGCUGGUGGAGAGAAUCCGCAUGAGGUGCUACAGAGAGACCCUGGACGGGAUCCAAAGAGACUUUCGGCCGGUCGGGAGGUCUGAGGGACCACAUGAGUCUUCCCACUGUGAGGCCUGUCUGAAAGGCGUCUGCAGAAAAGCAGAAUAACACUCAUGUUGUAAGAGCCAAAUGCUGUGUUCAGAUUGUUGUUCCUUUGUUUAACACUGGGUGGCGCAUUUGUCUAGGGUAUAAAGGUAGCAAAUACUACCUCAGUAGUUCGGUAUGAGACCGAACUCCUCUAACACAUGUAUUAGCCGAAGCAGUGACAUUUAGAAACACUGUAUGCAUCAGUUUCAGUGUUGGGUGUAACGCGUUACAAAAGUAAUGUAAUUACUGUAAUAUAUUGCUGUUUGCGGUAACAUGGUAAUGUAAGGCAUUACAAAAAAAGGGUAAUAUUUUACUCGGUACAAACUUCAGUAACGCGCGUUACAAUGCAUUUAACCCGAAAUUAAGUGGUGUUUUGUUUUGAUACAUAUUCGCAAACACCACGCGAGAACAACAGAGAAAAAAUCCUGUGACUGUGGCUGCAGCAGACUCGCAGGCGGACUCUAUUUGCGGGAUGGACAUAAGCCUACGCUCAUUAUUUUCAGCUUGUCAGAGACAAGGCUAUGAAGAACAUAAUAGUUAGUGCACUUUGUGUGCGAAACCAAAAGAUCUCUCUAUGCCUCGCGAAAUAGCACAAGUAAGUUAAUGAAACAUCUAAAGUAGUGCCAUGCUAAUCUUUUUGAUUCUUGAUAAAACACAAACUAUGCUGUUGUGCAUGUCAGCUUUGUGCUGUGAACUUGAAUUGAAGAUUGUGUAGCCUGGCAGUGCCACCGCUCCCACCACGCACUUUGCGUUGGGCACCAAAGGACAGAGGGGGCACCCAAAUGUAACCAAUGAAUAGUAGCUUUACGGCAAACUGCGUUUCACUCUUCAUCAAUAACGUUUCAAUGUCAAAAUGCACUAACACGAUGUUACAUGCAAGUUUGAUACCUUUUGGAUUCUCUCAAUCACCACGUAGUACUAGAAUGAUUGGGUCUUCAAUCAUUCGUUUUCCAAGCAUUUAGGCUACAUGAAGCACAUGAUAUGCUGAGUCGACUGAAACUCAUUCCAUUCAGAUAGCUAGGUGGAUACCAGGCUCAUAAUUCACUUGUAUUCGCAAAACGAAAUGUGAAGCAACAUGUCAUUG